AUGGCGAUGGAGGAUGAAAAAGCCCGCGGAGGAACCCCGAUAAGCAACGGCAAUUCUCCUAAUAAGCAACAAACUCCACCGUCAAUUUUGGGAGCUAAAGAUCGCAUUGUAUCUGUUGCCUCCAAUUUCGCUUCUCAACCUCUUCACAAUUCCGAUCCCAACGUUUGGGGUGUUCUCACUGCCAUCUCCAACAAUGCCCGUAAAAGGCAUCAGGGAAUCAAUAUCUUAUUAACUGCUGAUGAGCACUGCUUUGGACGGAUGGUAGAAAAUGUGCGUUUCCAGAUUGAUUCAAAUAAUGUUAGUGCAAAUCAUUGCAGAAUAUACAGGACCAAGGUUACUAAUGAAAAUAUGGAGAAUACCACUUCAAUAUUCUUGAAAGAUACGAGCACAAAUGGUACUUACCUUAACUGGGAGAAGUUGAAAAAGAAUAGUGCUGCUGUCAAAGUCUGCCAUGGUGAUAUUAUAUCACUUGCUGCUCCUCCUCAGAAUGAAGUUGCAUUUGCUUUUGUAUAUCGAGAGGUGCAUCUUUCAAAUCCAGUGCCAGACAAUGCAGUUGCUAAACGAAAAGCAGAGGAUUUUGUGUCUGAAAACAAGAGAUUGAAAGGUUUGGGCAUUGGUGCUCCUGAGGGUCCUAUAUCUCUUGAUGAUUUUCGAAGCCUUCAAAGAUCUAACUCGGAAUUGAGAAAGCAAUUGGAGAGUCAGGUGGUUAUAAUUGAUACAUUGCGGAGCGACAACCGCGCAGCUGUAGAGCAUCAUGAAAGUGAAUUGAAAUCUGCCAAAGAAUCUGUCACAAAAUGUUUCCUUGAUCAAAUAGAAGGUUUACAGCAAACUGUGGAUCUCAAACAAAAGGAACUAGGAGAUGUCAACAAGGCGUUCGCGGAACAAAAACAUGCUCUUGAAGACCUUAAUGAAAGACUUAGUUCUUCUAUGCAGUCAUGUGCUGAAUCAAAUGAACUUAUAAGUAGUCAAAAGGCAAAUAUAGUUGAGCUUAAAGAACAAUUAGAUGAAGAGCGGAUUCAGAGAAAAGAAGAACGUGAAAAGGCUGCAGCUGAUCUAAAAGCAGCUGUUCAUAGAGCGCAGUCUGAGGCUCAAGAGGAAAUAAAACGGCUCUCAGAUGCUGCCUUAAGAAGAGAAAGUGAACUGCAAGAAGCAAUAAAUAAGCUAAAGGAGUCGGAGAGAGAAAUGUGCUCGCUGGUUGAAACCUUGAGGUCCAAGCUGGAGGAUACUAGGGAAAAGUUGGUUUUCUCUGAUAAUAAGGUUCGCCAGUUGGAAACCCAAUUACAUCAAGAGAAACAGACCACUGAAAAUGGAAUGAAGAGAAUAGAAGAACUUGAACAAGAAACAAGAAGAUUAAGGAAAGAGCUUGAGAGUGAAAAGCAGGCAGCUCGUGAAGAAGCAUGGGCUAAAGUUUCAGUUCUUGAGCUUGAAAUAAAUGCUACAAUGCGAGAUCUUGAUUUUGAGAGGCGGAGGUUAAAAGGUGCCAGGGAAAGACUCAUGCUUCGGGAAACACAGCUGCGUUCAUUUUAUUCCACUACCGAGGAGAUACAAUCAUUGUUUGCUAAACAACAAGAACAAUUGAAGGCCAUGCAGAGAACUCUAGAAGAUGAUGAGAAUUACGAUAAUAAUUCUGUAGAUAUGGACGGAGUCGAAUGUGGAGCAUCAGGAAGGGAAAAAGAAGGCGCCAUAUACCGCAACAACAGUGCUGCCAAAGCAGGAUCUACUACUUCUGCUCAGAAGCUUAACAGAGAUCAAAUUGAAACAUCGAGCAACGAAGCAAGUGUCACUGAGAAGCAUGACUGUGACAUAAGAAGUGAAGGAUGCCAAAAUACACAAGAGGCAUGCCAACACACACAAGAGGCAGAAUUCACCAGUGCUGAUCAUGACCACAGUGUUAGAGGCGGCUUUGGUUCUCAUAUUGACGGUGGUGGCACAACAGCUAUAAUGGAAGAAGAUUGUGUAGGCACUGAACGAGUUCUGGAACAUGAAAGUCCAUCAAAUAAUGACGAACGGAAUAUUGAUUUGAACAUUGCUCAUUUAGAAGGCGACACUAUGAAGAUUGACGAUGAUAUGGAAACAGAGAAGCAUGAUCAAAUACCUUGUCGUGAAGUUUCACAACACUCGCAAUCAAAUAAUCUUGUAGAUACUCAAAAGACUAUUGAGGGUACAGAAGCUGGAUGCCUCCUAAUCAGAACCGAAGACCUUAUAACUUCUGAAGUCCCUGGUAGCUGGGCUUGCACUCCCGCACCUUCUGCACAUGGGGAAAAUGAUUCUUCAAGAAGCAGAGACAAUAAUGAAGGUUCAGGAGCAUUGCUUGAUUCAAAUAUCGUGGUGGCUGAGAGUCCAAACAGUCCCUCUGAUGCUGCUGAUGCCAGGAAGAACGAACGCCGAGCACUAAGUGAGAUGAUUGGCAUUGUUGCUCCUGAUUUGAAAGAGCAAUUUGAAGUUGCUGCUUAUGACUGUGGUCGAGAGGGAGAAGGCCACGGUGGUUCAUCUGAUUCGGAUACUGAGAGCUGUAGUGACACUGGUGAUGAUGUUAUAGUCAACGCAAAGCGUGAAUCAAUAUCUGAUGAAGAAACUCAGGCUGCUGAGCCUGUCGAGGAGGAGGAUCAAAAGCAGGAUGAUUCUAUGGAUGAGGAUGAUGAAGCCACUCAAGAAGAUUGA
This is a messenger RNA of Lathyrus sativus (Indian pea), 2661 nucleotides long. The record is from the annotation of a GenBank genome assembly. NCBI's taxonomy places the organism in Eukaryota, Viridiplantae, Streptophyta, Magnoliopsida, Fabales, Fabaceae.